AUGCUCGCAAUCUUGGCUGCCAAACUGCAGGCUUCAAGCCGUGCCAAACAAGGUCCGAAGCCGAUAUGGUACGAUGUCGGUGGAGGCACCGGCUACAACAUCGAGGUGAUGGAUAGUAUACUUGGAAUCGAGUCUUCCUUUGAGCAUGUCUUUCUCGUCGACCUCUCGCCGUCUCUGUGCGAGAUUGCAAGAGAACGUGUGAGGAAGCAGGGUUGGACCAAUGUCACUGUCCUUUGUCAAGACGCCCGCAGUAUUGCCUGCUCAGCCGCCUCGGCAGAUCUGAUCACCAUGAGCUACAGUUUGUCCAUGAUUCCAGACUUUUACAGUGUGGUCGACAUGUUAACCGGCUUUCUCGCCCCUACCGGUCUUAUUGGCAUUUGCGACUUUUACGUCCAGAGUAUUGUGGAUGUUUCUUCUCGGAAUUAUAUUGGUGGGACGUUCAAUCGCCAUGUCAAUUGGCUUGGAAGGAUGUUCUGGAGGACGUGGUUCGACGCGGAUCGAGUAAAUCUCGAUGGUGGCAGACGAGACUACGUCGAAUAUCGCUUCGGCACCAUUUUAUCCGUGAGCGAGCGCAAUUACUUGCUUGGCGGUAUACCCUAUUACAUUUUCGUUGGACGCAGACGAGAAACGGGCUCAUUGACAGGUGAUGGCCACAAUGUCUUGGAAAAGCUGGACGCCUCAUUGACCGAAUCGCCCUAUCUUUCACCAAUGAAAUUUCGAGAACAGCAAACCAUGCUAGCCCAAGAAGAUAUUCCUCGAUCCAAGCUGUACGAAUCGGCCAUUGUCAAUCUGAGCUCGAACUUGCCACUGCCCGCAGCGUUCUACCAGGAGCAUCACUGGCGCAUUCACUACAACGAUCUACUCCAGAAACACCAGCAAUUUGGCAAUGAAUACAUCUACGCUUUCAAUUGGGAAGACCCGAAAGUCGACCGUCAGCUGCUCAACAUCACCAAAGACGAUGUUAUCCUGACCAUCACGAGUGCUGGUGACAACAUUCUCGAUUAUCUUCUCGAACAACCAAAGCGUGUUCACGCCGUCGACCUCAAUCCCAAUCAGAACCAUCUCCUUGAGCUCAAAGUCGCCGCCUUUACGGCACUGCCAUAUACAGAUAUCUGGCUGCUAUUCGCUGAAGGCAAGCACCCCGAUUUCCGCAAUCUCCUCUUGCACAAACUCAGCGCCCACAUGUCUAGCCAAGCAUUCCAGUACUGGCUGAACAAGGCGCAUGUAUUCUCCGUCGAAGGUGGUGGACUUUAUGAGACAGGAGGAUCGCGUCAUGCCAUCAAACUCGUCCGACGACUGGUCAAACUCUUUGGCCUGAGUAGCAAGAUCCAGACACUGUGCAACGUGGAGACUCUUAACGAGCAGCGCGAGAUCUGGCCAGUGAUACGCAAUCUGCUCCUCAGCUGGCCUCUCCAUCGUCUCGUUGUUUCGACAGAAUGGUGGGCUUGGAAAGCCGCCGGAGUGCCCCCUGCGCAACAUGCCCUCAUCCUGGAUGAUUUUGCAAAGAAGUCCCAGCAACCCAAGUCAAAAGCCGCGUGUGGCGAAGCCGUUUGGCAAUAUGUUGUGGAUACAUUGGACCCCGUGGUGGAAACGACUCAGCUCAGUCGCGACAACUAUUUUUACUAUGUCUGUUUGCAAGCGAAGUACUCGAGAAAAUGCCAUCCUCGUUAUCUCGGUCCCAAAGCAUACGCCAAACUCUCGAAACCGGACACAUUUGACGGUCUGCGUAUCCACACAGACGAGUUCAUGGAAGUCAUUGCCCGCAUCACUCCCUCAACCUUGACCAUUGCGAUUCUCAUGGAUUCAAUGGACUGGUUCAACCCGUCAGAACCUGCCGCGAGAGAACAAAUUGUGGCACUGAACAAAGUCUUGAAGUUGGGUGGUCGAGUACUCUUCCGAUCCGCUGCACUUCGACCUUGGUAUACAGACAUCUUUGAACAGAACGGAUUCGAGGCACGAUGCGUCGGUCGCCGAGAUUCUGGGAAAUGCAUUGAUCGCGUCAACAUGUACGCAUCGACCUGGUUAUGCUUCAAGCGCGUCAGUGUAUCGAACAGUCCGGUCCUGGCGCACAAGAAGCGUUCGAGCACGACCGUCUCGACGUUGGAUGAUUUGACGCUGACCCCAGCGGCCAUGGAGUACUGA
Messenger RNA from Exophiala mesophila, 2142 nucleotides. RefSeq lists its product as uncharacterized. The transcript is spliced from 5 exons. NCBI's taxonomy places the organism in Eukaryota, Fungi, Ascomycota, Eurotiomycetes, Chaetothyriales, Herpotrichiellaceae. The record is from RefSeq and is a predicted model, not a curated record. The coding region runs from base 1 to 2142 and encodes 713 amino acids.